Molecule: messenger RNA, 1059 nt
Organism: Aureobasidium musti
Lineage: Eukaryota; Fungi; Ascomycota; Dothideomycetes; Dothideales; Saccotheciaceae
Source: the annotation of a GenBank genome assembly
AUGGCUCCUCACUCGCUUGAACAAGAAGACCACUCGCGCGAUGCUGCCUUCAACAAGGUCAUGCACGGUUCUUCUGCCCAGAAGAGAGGUGGUUUCGCCGCCAUGUUGAGCAAGGGUGCAGAUGGCCAAAAGGCCGCUGUUGACGAAAGAGCCGAAUACGCUACCCUCACUCGUCACUACUACAACCUGGCUACCGACCUUUACGAGUAUGGUUGGGGUCAAUCCUUCCACUUCUGCCGUUUCGCAUACGGCGAACCUUUCAGACAAGCUGUUGCCCGUCACGAGCACUACCUCGCCCACGUCAUGAACCUCAAGGAGAACAUGAAGGUCCUGGAUGUAGGUUGUGGUGUUGGUGGCCCUGCUAGAGAAAUUGUCAAGUUCUCUGGCGCAAACGUUACUGGUCUCAACAACAACGACUACCAGAUUGAGAGAGCUACUCACUACGCUGCAAAGGAGGGUCUUUCACACAAGCUCGACUUUGUCAAGGGUGACUUCAUGAACACUUUCGACGCUGUUUACGCCAUCGAGGCCACCGUUCACGCUCCCUCCCUUGAGGGUAUCUACUCUCAAAUCUUCCGCGUCCUCAAGCCCGGCGGUGUUUUCGGUGUUUACGAAUGGCUCAUGACUGAUGCUUACGACAACGACAACCCUCACCACCGUGAAAUCCGUCUCGGUAUCGAGGUUGGUGAUGGUAUUUCCAACAUGGAGAAGAUUGAGGUUGCCCUUGCCGCCAUGAAGGCUGCUGGAUUCGAGCUUGAGAUCAACGAGGACCUUGCAGACCGCCCCGACCCUUACCCCUGGUACUGGCCUCUUUCUGGUCAGCUCAAGUACAUGAGCAGCAUUUGGGAUUUCCCUACACUUGUCCGUAUGACCAAGAUUGGUCGCUGGACUGCACACAACUUUGUUGGCACUCUCGAGAGAUUUGGCCUUGCUCCUAGGGGUACCCAGAAGACCGCCGACUCAUUGGCCGUUGCCGCUGAUGCUCUCGUUGCUGGUGGCAGAGAGAAGCUCUUCACUCCCAUGUACCUCAUGGUUGGUCGCAAGCCCAUGAACGCAUAA